Molecule: messenger RNA, 1979 nt
Organism: Sceloporus undulatus (fence lizard)
Lineage: Eukaryota; Metazoa; Chordata; Lepidosauria; Squamata; Phrynosomatidae
Gene: NRL
Product: neural retina leucine zipper
Exons: 3
Coding region: 197-973 (258 amino acids)
Biological process (GO): regulation of transcription by RNA polymerase II
Cellular component (GO): nucleus
Molecular function (GO): DNA-binding transcription factor activity, RNA polymerase II-specific; RNA polymerase II cis-regulatory region sequence-specific DNA binding
Source: RefSeq, a predicted model, not a curated record
UAAUAAAAAAUACAGAUAAGCCAGCCACUGUGCUCAGCAAAUUCACACAGAGCCCUUGUUGUGAAAGAGGAGAGGGGUUCUGUUCUCCAGCAAUUUUGCAAACCUAUGGAUUUUUCUGGUGUUGGAGGAAUCAAUGCCAUUUGGGCUGUUCCAAGCCUAUCUACCUCUGCCACUGACCUAACUGUUUGGCCUUGGGAUGAGUGCCCUGACCCCUGGCCCUCUUGCCCUGGACUACCUGGACGACUUUGACCUGCUGAAGUUUGAGGUGAAACAGGAGGUCUCCAGGCCAGGAGGCAGUUCCUCCUUGAAUUCCACCCCCUGCAGCUCAGUGCCACCUUCGCCCACCUUUGAUAAAGCUGGAGGGGACCCCAAGUCCACCCUGGAAGAGCUGUACUGGAUGGCCACGCUCCACCAGACGUUGGCCGCAGCAGGGGGCAACCCUGAGGGCCAGCUCAUGCCUGGGUUGGAUGAGGCCGUGGAAGCUCUCUUGGGGGUCCCCAUGAUGGAAGGGGGCCUUCGUGGCAGAGCCACCCCCCAACUCCAGGGGUUCGUAGGGGCAGCAGAAGGGCUUGGUGGAGAUCAGCAGCAGCUUCCUCCACUGCUCACUGACCGCUUCUCCGAUGCUCAGCUGGUCUCCAUGUCUGUGCGGGACCUCAACCGGCAGCUCCGUGGCUUCGGAAAGGACGAGGUGCAGCGCCUCAAGCAGAAGCGGCGCACCCUCAAGAACCGUGGCUAUGCCCAGUCCUGCCGCUUCAAGCGGGUCCAGCAGCGCCACGUCCUAGAAGCCGAGAAGUCCCAGCUGGCCCAGCAGCUGGAGUCCCUGCGGGUCGAGAUGGCCCGGGUGGCCCACGAGCGAGACAUCUACAAAGCCCGGUGUCAGAAGCUGCUGGGAGAUGCUGCGGGAGGGCCCUGCGAUGAGGGGACAGCGCCCCUGACUCCUCAGCCUACCUCACUAGCCCAGUUUUUCCUAUGAGCGGCCCUUGGUGCCCCCUUCCUGGCCCCGUGGGCUGCAGGAGUAGAACUUUGUAUGUCCCUUUACCUUUCUCCAACUUAGCGGACGAAGGAUAAUGGAGGCGUUUCUCCUUUUUGGUCCACCAGAGGGCGACAUGAGCACAGGCUUUUGGAAAUGCAUUCCCUUUUUCUCCCACCAGGUGGUGCAAAAGAGCUCUUGCCCUUUAAGUGAGGCCAAUACCCUACAAACAUAUCUCAGGUUUUACAGCUGUCAUGGCUCCUCCCCCCAAAGAAUCCUGGGAAUUAUCAGGUCGAAGAGGGGAGGAUUGUUUUAGAGAAGUGAUGGGCAAUUUGUGGCUCUCCACAUGUUGCCGAACCACAUCCUCCAUCUAUCCUAUCCAGCAGGGCCAAUGGUGAGGGAUUAUGGGAGCUGCAGUCCCAGAAGAUCUGAGGUCCUUUCAGAUUAUAGAAUUAUAAUAUUUUGAUACCACUCAUCUCUCUAUCCUAUGGAAUGCUGGGAUUUGUAGUUUCAGAAGGUACUUUUGUUUUCUCUCCAAGAGCACUCUAGUGCUUCAGUAAACUAUACUUUCCAGUAUUGAUAUGUAGGAUGCAGCAAUGACAAUUAAAAUGGUAUCAAACUGUUAUGAUAGUGCAUUGUGAAAGGAGCCCUGGAGCAAAACUGGGAAAUAAUUAGGUUUUUUUUUGGGGGGAGGGUGGGCUGCAACUUCUACAAUUGCUCACUCAAAAUGGCUACCAUAUGCUAUCAGAAGGAUUCUAGGAGUUGUUGUCCAGCAAAGGAGAGAUGCAAGUUGCCAACUCUCGUGUAAGGGUUUACUUAGGCCCAUCUCAGAACAGCUGCCAAGGGAAAAGAAUGACCCUUAAUUCUCCAAGGAAAAGGAAUUACUCUUAAUCCUGACAUAGGUUGCAUCUGCACUGCAGAAAUAAUGCAGUUUGGUACUGCUCUAACUGUCAUGACCCAAUGCUAUGGAAUUUGUACUUUUGUGAGAUAUUUAGUCUUCUCUGUCAGA